This is a messenger RNA of Paramacrobiotus metropolitanus, 2016 nucleotides long. Its product is annotated as adenosine receptor A1-like. Lineage: Eukaryota; Metazoa; Tardigrada; Eutardigrada; Parachela; Macrobiotidae. The transcript has 5 exons. Gene Ontology annotation, biological process: G protein-coupled receptor signaling pathway. Gene Ontology annotation, molecular function: G protein-coupled receptor activity. The record is from RefSeq and is a predicted model, not a curated record. The coding region runs from base 392 to 1477 and encodes 361 amino acids. Gene Ontology annotation, cellular component: membrane.
UGCUCAUUUACCAUUAACCGCACCACAGUAUAAAAGGCACACUUCCCUAUGCCCUAACUGGACUUAAUAAAUAAGUCCGCAGUUUUGUGCAUUUUUGAUUUAGUCGAAGUACGGUGGCAGAAUCCUGAUUCCCUGAGUAGUUAAUGCUACAACAUAUUAUUCUGCAGUGCAGGUAAAUCCGCUUCCCAUUAUUUUUUAUUCCGCGUGUGUUCUGGCUUCCCAUGCCUUUUAUCACGUUAUCCGCCCAAUCACUCUACAAAAUUUCUCUUUGAACUCUGUACUUUUACUAUAGCACUUUUACUACUUACUUUCGCACAUCCGUCAGUGCGACGGACAAAUUUAUUAAUACAUCAUUUCUUCGUUCAUUUAAUUUUUUUGUGGUACAAAGAAAAUGCCGAAUGCAACGCCUGGUGUUUAUCUGGUUUCCAAUCUAACCUUGUGGGAAAUCCACUUGCUUGAAUUUCAACAUCAGUGGCUACAGCAGUCCGCCUUGAACUAUUUCUACGUCGCAGUGAUGACAAUUUUUGCACUGCUGGGAACUCUUGCCAACAUGAUUGUCAUCAUUUCCUUACUCGUAGUUCCUGAGCUACAUAAAAUCGAAUAUGCCUUUGUGGGGAAUUUAGCGGCUGCUGAUAUGUUGGUUACCGGAGUUGUUAUUCCAGUGAACGUACUAGCAACCCUUCGUGGACCGACCAUGUUCCGUGAUCAUCCCUGGUUUUGUGAACUGGACGGUACCAUUUGUGCGUCAGCCUGUGCCGGAUCAAUCUGGUGCAUUAUGGCUAUCAGCGUAGAAAGGUAUAUUUGCAUCUGCCACUUUUCCGUGUACCAGAAGAUGUUUACCCCGCCCCGCGUCGCGGUGAUGAUAAUCUGCCUGUGGAUUAUCGCCCACAGCAUCCAUCUGCCUAAUUUCAUCGGCUGGGGCCACACGAGCUACUCCGGUGACCUUUACCUCUGUACCGCCGAACUCGGUCUGUGGUCAUACUCGGUCUUCUACGGAAUGAGCGCUAUCCUCGUUCCCAUCGGAAUUAGUUUCUAUGCGUAUUUGAAGAUCUAUCUGCGAGUGCGUCGCAGUCGUGCUGGACGCCGCCAUCUCACCGGCAAUAAAAGCACAACCAUGCCCAGCGCUAUCACCGGCACAGAUUCCGACCCGGUUACCAAUAAUCCAAAGACCCAGAUUGUUACCAAGGCGGCGGUCAGCAAUGUGCAGGAGGAGAUGAAACUGCUGAAGGCGCUCUUCAAGGUGUUUAUUAUGUUUUUGGCAUCCUGGUUGAUGAUUGGAAUCUUUUUCGUGGCGCGGGCUUGGGUGUACUUCCCCAAAUGGUAUUCCUACGUAGGACUGAUUCUGGCGCAUGGCAGCAGCGCCACGAAUUCCGUUGUUUACUUCUGGAUGACCGAUCUGAUGCAGACCACAAAGAACGGCUAUAUCCGCCUGUGGAAGCAGGUUCGACGAUCACGUACCCAACCGCAGUUGUUCUGAGUGGAGAAGGACGACAAGGAGCGAGAAACCUUUGUUUUUGGUCGAUUUAUAUUAUUCCGCUUAUUUUUAGAGUUAUUUGACGCACACCAGGCGGCAGGCAACCGAAAAUCGCAGCCAACAGUAAUAGGUUUAAGUGCUUACAGGGGCGCGUCUAAUUAUUGCGGAAGGCGCUAAACGUUAAGCAUGAAGGAUUUUGAGUUUUCACCGGGUACAGCGGGUUGAUAACCACGCAUUUGAUUACCCAUUGCUGUCCAAUAUUAAUCAAGUCGUAGCUUUUACAAAGGUUUGAAAAUGUAAUUAUCGUCCGAAAUGUACGAAGGGGAGUUCCCUCACAAACAGGAUAACAAAAAUGUUUUUCAGGGGUUUCUAUUUUCUAAGAUGGGAAAUACCCCGAAAGCCAGUGGCAUUUCCCCGUUCUAGUUAUUUCGGUUAGCUUUUAACGCGUGGGGCUAAAAAAUAUAUAUAUUAACAUUUAGUCUAUAAUAGUAUUGGGUCAGGUCAGCCACCGUGUCGGCUUGAAUGAUUUCUUUGUUAGAUAC